AGAGAGUCGGCGCCGGUCCUAUUUGGGUCGCCCAAGCAGCCAAAAGCUCGUUCGCAGCGGCUCUCAAAGAGGAAGAGAAACCCUCGCCUCGCCCGACACCCCGCCCCUGCCCCCUCCGUCGCUCGUCGUCCCUCUCCGUUCUCAGUUAUUCAGGCUAUGCUUGUUGUCACUUAGCUCUGGGUAAAUGGCCAACAAUCUACAGUCUUCUGGGCAACAGCUCCCAAGGCCUCCUGUAAUAGGUUCUACUGGUCUACCUCAAAAUUUUGGCCCCCCGACAGCUAUGCAGUUUAGGCCAAUGGUUCCAACUCAGCAAGCACAUCAGUUCAUCCCACCAGCCUCGCAACAGUUUAUGCCUGCUGGACAAAGCAUCCCCGGGCAAGCUCAAAUGCCCCAUUUUCCUCAACCUACGCAGCAUCUACCCCAACCGGGUCAAGGUCCUCCUUCAUCACAAGCAAUACCAAUGCCAUAUGUUCAUCCAAAUAGACCUAUGCCAACUGGGCCACUACAGACCCAACAAGUUGCUCAGGUGCCCAACGGUCAUUUGCCUAAUGUAGGUGGUCCUAUGCCUCUUUCUUCAUCUUACACGUUUGCAACUUCAUAUGGGCAGCCACAAAAUACUGUCAAUGCCCCGCUGCAGUAUCAACCAGUGUCUGGUACGCCUACCAUCGGACAGCCGUGGGCUGCGCCUGGGGCUCAAAGUGUACCUCUUGUUACACCUCUAGUGUCGUCUGUGCAACCAUCUUCAGCUCCACCUGCUGCAGCUCCUAAAAUGGAUUCCCAACCUAGCUCUAGUGAACCUGUUCCUUCUGACUGGCAAGAGCACACUUCUGCUGAUGGAAAAAAAUAUUAUUACAAUAAGAAGACUCGACAAUCUAGUUGGGAGAAGCCUUUUGAGUUGAUGACGCCUACUGAGAGGGCUGAUGCAUCAACUGUAUGGAAGGAAUUUAUCACUUCGGAGGGAAGAAAAUAUUACUACAACAAAGUAACAAAGCAGUCCAAAUGGACAAUUCCUGAUGAAUUGAAGUUAGCUCGUGAGACGGCGGAAAAAGCGGCAAAUCAGUCAGCAGGUCAAGAAACUGGGGCAGCUUCAGCUGUUUCUUUGACCGAGAUCCCUUCCACCUUGACAAACGUGCAAAAUCCUGCAGCAGCUUCUGUGGCAGCUUCAAGCCCAGUUGCUGUGACAGUCAAUUCUGUGAUUCCACCUGCUAAUACGACUUCAGCAUCACCGUCUGUUUCUGGCACACAUUCUACCGAAAUCCCUUCUAAUUCUUCCUUGGGACCAACAAACACACUUGGCAUUUCACAUCCUGGUCCUCCUCCAACUACCUUACCUGCUUCAGGUAUUGCGAGUUCAGAGGUUUCAUCCAUUACACUUGAUGCUGCGACAACUGUAUCUCGGAGUAAUCACGACAGUCCGUCUCUAACAAGCAUUACUAAUGUGACAGAUGGAACUUCUGCUCAAGAGUUGGAGGAGGCCAAGAAGGCCAUGCCAGUCAUUGGAAAGAUUAAUGUCACUCCAGUGGAGGAAAAAGUAGUUGAUGAGGAACCUAUGGUUUAUGCUAAUAAGCAGGAGGCAAAACAUGUGUUCAAGACCCUGCUGGAAUCUGCAAAUGUUGAAUCUGAUUGGACUUGGGAACAGACUAUGCGAGUUAUCAUUAAUGACAAGAGAUAUGGUGCUUUAAAGACACUUGGAGAGAGAAAGCAGGCAUUUAAUGAGUACUUGGGCCAAAGGAAAAAGCAGGAAGCUGAGGAGAGGCGGAUUAAACAGAAAAAAGCCCGAGAAGAUUUUACGAGAAUGUUAGAAGAAUGCAAGGAACUUACAUCAUCACUCCGAUGGAGUAAAGCAGUUACCAUGUUUGAGGAUGAUGAGCGGUUCAGUGCGGUAGAGCGUGCUAGGGACCGCGAGGAUCUAUAUGAGAGUUAUAUGGUGGAGCUUCAGAAGAAGGAAAGAGCAAAGGCUGCUGAAGAGCAUAAAAGGAAUAUUAUGGAAUAUAGAGCUUUUCUUGAAUCAUGUGACUUUAUCAAGGCAAACACCCAAUGGAGAAAAGUUCAAGAUCGGCUGGAGGAUGAUGAAAGAUGCUCUCGACUUGAAAAAAUUGAUCGGUUGGAGAUUUUUCAGGAGUACAUACAUGACCUGGAGAAAGAAGAAGUGGAGCAGAGAAAGAUACAGAAGGAACAAAUAAGGCGACUUGAGCGUAAGAACCGUGAUGAGUUUCGCAAGUUGAUGGAAGGACAUAUUGCUACGGGUGUUCUUACUGCAAAAACACACUGGCGUGAUUACUGCAUGCAGGUCAAGGAUUCAGCACCCUACUUGGCCGUAUCGUCAAACACAUCUGGUUCGACUCCAAAAGAUCUGUUUGAAGAUGUUGCAGAGGAGCUUGAUAAACAGUAUGAUGAGGACAAGGCCCAAGUUAAGGAGGCUAUGAAGGUUGGAAAGAUUGUUUUGGCCUCUUCCUGGACUUUUGAGAACUUCAAAUCUGCUAUUUCAGAGGAAGGUACUCUUAAAGGAAAAGGAAUAUCUGAUAUAAACCUCAAGCUUGUAUUCGAUGAGUUAAUGGAAAGGCUAAGGGAGAAGGAGGAAAAAGAGGCUAAAAAGCGCCAACGUCUUGGAGAUAAUUUUUCUGAUCUCCUCUACUCGAUCAAAGAAGUGACAGCAUCUUCAAAAUGGGAUGACUGCAAGUCACUUUUUGAAGAUAGCCAAGAGUACAGGGCCAUUGGAGACGAGGCAUUUGCAAAAGAGAUUUUUGAAGAGUAUAUUGCACAGUUACAAGAAAAGCUGAAAGAGAAGGAACGCUUGAGAGAAGAAGAGAAGGCUAAGAAAGAAAGAGAAAAAGAAGAGAAAGUGAAAAAAAAGGAGAAGGAGAGAAAGGAGAAAGAGAGAGAGCGUGACAAAGAAAAGGGAAAGGAUAGAUCCAAGAGGGACGAAACAGAGAGCGAAACUGCUGAUCUGGACAGCCAUGGUUCGAAGGAUCGAAAAAGGGAGAAGGAUAGAGAGAGAAAAUACCGAAAACGCCAUCAUAAUGCACCUGAUGAUGGAAGCUCUGAAAAAGAUGAGAAAGAAGACUCUAAGAAGUCACGGAGGCAUAGCAGCGACCACAAAAAAUCUAGGAAGCAUGCAUAUGCUUCUGAUUCGGAUAGCGAAAAUAGACACAAAAGGCAUAAGAAAGACCGAGAUGGAUCCCGUAGAAAUGGUGCACAUGAGGAGCUCGAGGAUGGGGAACUCGGAGAAGAUGGGGAAAUCCGUUAAGUUUUUGUCACCUUUAUAGUUGUUAGUUAUUCAGCAUGUUCUUCGCCGGCAACUUUCCUCACUAUCUGUUCCAUGCAUAGCUUUGUCAGUGAGUUACCUAUGCUAGACGUUAUGCAAUGAUUAACUACAUUUCUGUUUUGUCAUUGUAAUCAACCUUUUCCUGUACCUUUUUACUUUCUGCAAUGUUGGCUUUCAUUUAUAAACUUCUUAAUGAAAGUAUAAUCUAGUUACUCCA
This is a messenger RNA of Ananas comosus (pineapple), 3482 nucleotides long. Its product is annotated as pre-mRNA-processing protein 40A. The record is from RefSeq and is a predicted model, not a curated record. Gene Ontology annotation, molecular function: protein binding; RNA binding. The transcript is spliced from 29 exons. Lineage: Eukaryota; Viridiplantae; Streptophyta; Magnoliopsida; Poales; Bromeliaceae. Gene Ontology annotation, cellular component: U1 snRNP; U2-type prespliceosome. Bases 185 to 3247 code for a protein of 1020 amino acids. Gene Ontology annotation, biological process: mRNA cis splicing, via spliceosome.